CUAGCGCUGAUGGUUUUUUCCAAAUAAACUGAAAUGUAAAAUUUUAUAUUGUGUGUUAACAUACAUAUGGUACAUGUUGCUUGUGGAAAUAAUUGCUACGGUGGAUGUUUUUCGUUCUUCACCGCUUCCAACAACAAUGGCUGUCCUCUUAGAGAGACAUGUUGUUCCUAGUUUGUGGCAAGUCCUUCGAGUACCAUCACGGUCGUCUAGUUAUCUGAAAAAAAUGCAGAAGUUUUUUCAGACAGAAUAUACAAUAGAUGAGUUGACGGGGAAACUGAAGAGCCAAAUGUUAGAUAUUGAACAGCAGGAUCAAAUGUAUCGUCCAGAAAGACACAGGAUUUUGGGUCCAGACUUGGCUUCGGCACAUUUUCUUUUGGCCCGUGGAGCCUCUGUUAAGUUUUUGGAUGAUGAUAUGUGGCACAGAGCAAUCCAGAAUAAGGUAUUGUUGCCGAGACAUAAAAUUGCUGGCAUGUAUGUCGAGGGGAUUGAUGCUUCCAACACACGCUUAAUGUAUGAAGCUUUUGAUAGCUUGGUGUAUCUAUCUAAACUUCGCUAUUUAAGUUUCAAGAACUGUGAAUUCAUUGAUGAUUGGUGCCUGGAUCGAUUCCACAUAUUCAGUGAUACUUUGGAAUUCCUUGAUCUCAGUGGCUGCCCUAAUAUUUCAGAAAGAGGCAUUGCCUCACUCCAUAAACUAUCAAAACUGGAUUCCCUAAUUCUGAAAGACUUACCAAAUCUUAAAGAGCUUGAAUUUGUAGUCGUUAUGUUACAGGAUUUUCACAUCAACUGUCGUAUUCUUACCUCCAGCAUGAUAGAACAGUCCCCGAAAGAGCAUUUAUUGUCACAAUAACAAAAGCCUUACUACAAAAGAAAUAUCUUUUAGACAGACAUAUUUAAGAGAGAAACAUCUUUAAGAUGGACAUCUGUCCAAGUCUGAACUUUCAACGAGGCAAAACUUGGACAAAUUUGCCAACAAACAAAAAUUUUAUUUCAAGGGAGGUAAUUUGCUGUAAUUUUAUUUACGACAUCUUUUUCUCAAUAGUCUCAGGAAAAUGAACAAUGUAAAUUUUUCUUUUUCGUUUAUAAAAUAAAUUUCUGAUUUGUUAAAAAA
Messenger RNA from Octopus sinensis (East Asian common octopus), 1108 nucleotides. RefSeq names its product distal membrane-arm assembly complex protein 2. NCBI's taxonomy places the organism in Eukaryota, Metazoa, Mollusca, Cephalopoda, Octopoda, Octopodidae. The transcript has 6 exons. Bases 74 to 847 code for a protein of 257 amino acids. The record is from RefSeq and is a predicted model, not a curated record.